This is a messenger RNA of Branchiostoma floridae (Florida lancelet), 1130 nucleotides long. RefSeq names its product cyclin-dependent-like kinase 5. Gene Ontology annotation, biological process: neuron apoptotic process; protein phosphorylation; synaptic vesicle transport. Gene Ontology annotation, cellular component: nucleus; cytoplasm. The transcript has 11 exons. Gene Ontology annotation, molecular function: ATP binding; cyclin-dependent protein serine/threonine kinase activity. The record is from RefSeq and is a predicted model, not a curated record. NCBI's taxonomy places the organism in Eukaryota, Metazoa, Chordata, Leptocardii, Amphioxiformes, Branchiostomatidae. The coding region runs from base 115 to 1005 and encodes 296 amino acids.
AAUAAUUUGCCAGCAAUUUGGAAAGAAAAAGCAGGCACUACAAAAAGUCGAUCGCAGCUAGUCCCAUGACGUCAUUAGCCGGGCCAGGUGUGUUUUGCAGUGACAUCUUCCAAUAUGCAGAAAUAUGAGAAAUUGGAGAAAAUUGGAGAAGGUACCUACGGCACAGUGUUCAAGGCCAAGAACAAAGAGACCCACGAGAUCGUGGCGCUGAAGAGGGUCCGACUGGACGACGACGAUGAGGGAGUGCCGAGUUCUGCGCUGAGGGAGAUCUGUCUACUUAAGGAGCUCAAACACAAGAACAUCGUCAGACUACACGAUGUUCUGCACAGCGAGAAGAAACUCACCUUGGUGUUCGAGUACUGUGACCAGGACUUAAAGAAGUAUUUUGACAGCUGCAGUGGAGACAUAGAUCCAGAAACAGUCAAGUCGUUUAUGUACCAGUUGUUGCGAGGCCUGGCAUUUUGCCACAGUCACAACGUCCUCCAUCGAGACCUGAAACCACAGAACCUUCUCAUCAACAAGAAUGGGGAGUUGAAACUCGCUGACUUUGGGCUGGCACGAGCCUUCGGCAUUCCCGUCAGAUGUUAUUCUGCUGAGGUGGUGACCCUGUGGUACCGCCCUCCCGAUGUUCUGUUUGGCGCCAAGCUGUACUCCACAUCCAUAGACAUGUGGUCGGCUGGCUGUAUAUUCGCUGAGCUGGCCAACGCCGGCAGGCCGCUGUUCCCGGGAAACGAUGUGGACGACCAACUCAAGAGGAUAUUCAGAUUGCUGGGGACUCCCACAGAAGACACCUGGCCAGGCAUGUCCAGACUGCCUGAUUAUAAGCCAUUUCCUAUUUACCAAGUCACGACAUCGUUAGCUGUGGUCGUCCCCAAGCUGUGCCCCAAGGGAAGGGACUUGUUACAGCGGCUGCUAGUCUGUAACCCCGCCCAUCGCCUCUCGGCUGACGAGGGGUUAAACCAUCCGUACUUCAACGACCUCAGCUCAGCCGUUAGAACAGGGUAACCAUGGAAACCACAUCAAUGCUGCGAUGAUCAAAGAACGUGUACUAUCAUGUUGCUAUGGCAACACCAAUCGGAUUAGCUGUUUUCUUGAAAUCACAAAAGUUAUAUUUUGUGGGUAGGAAAGAA